CAAGACCGGUCUCGCUCAAGGAAACACGAGUUAUGUACUUCCCAGUCAUUGUCGAUGUAUUAGCGCGAUAUAUCGUCGCAAUGGUGCAUAAUUAUGUAGUGUUUAUUAGUGUGUUUAUCGUGACCACGGUGGCUCAACAACAUCCAAUAGUCUCUCCCUUUGUACAGGCUCUACAUCCUAGGGGGCUUAAAUUUGUAGUUUCAGAUGACAACUACACAAUGGUCAACAUAUACGGGUCCGUAAACCAGGAGAUACCCAAGUUUCAACCAGGCCACCUGCAUCUGUGCAGCAUCAGGAAACCGAAUAAAGACUCCAAGAGCAAAGCCUGGGUCCUGAGGGACAACACCGUGUCUCUGAAGAUAGGGGACCGGGUGUACUUCUGGUUGUCUGUCUUCAAGGAUGAUAAGGAGAUCCGGAAGAUGAACGAGGAGUUUAGGGUUUACCAUAUCUACAACGAGGACGGCACAAAGCACGUAAACAAUCCACUACUAGAAGCUGAACCUGAUACGGAUGUGGAUGCCUGCCUCAACCGCGAGUGUGAGGACUCGUGGACCGAGGUCCAGGGUCGAGUGGCCAUAUGUAAGGGAAACCUUGUAUUCAAUGAGGACUUCUCUAAAGCUAAGAGUGGACUGAAGAAUUGGACGCCUGAGGUUUAUUUUCCUGAGGGGCCGGAUUAUCCAUUCAAUGUUUAUACAGUCGGUGAAACCUAUAACACCGUUAACGGGAAGCUUGUAAUAAAACCUUUGUUACUUGACAACUACUACCAUGAAGGUAUGGUGUUUGAAGAAUUGGAUCUUACCAAAAUCUGCACCGGCCGACUAGACACCACGGAGUGCGAGCGACACGCGGGUGGCGCCACCAUCCUGCCUCCGGUGAUGACGGCCAAGGUCACCACCAGGCAGAGGUUCAGCUUCAAGUACGGCAGAGUCGAGGUGCGGGCCAAGCUGCCUAAGGGGGACUGGCUAGUGCCUGAGAUAAACCUGGAGCCCCGCAGCCACACCUACGGCAACGGUCGCUACGUGUCAGGCCUCAUCCGAGUCGCCUUCGCUCCGGGCAACAGCCACCUCGCCAGGACCCUGCAAGCUGGGCCCGUUCUGUACAGUGAGCCCCCGUUCAGGACUGCCCUGGUGCGGGAGAAAGUCGGCUCUGAGCAGUGGUAUAGAGAGUAUCAUAACUACACAUUGCUUUGGGAUAGAGAGGGCAUAAAAGUGUACGUAGACGGUGAGAGCUACGGCGACGUGGCCAUCAACAGCACUCUAAUAGAGCAGGCGAAGGCUCAGGGCGUGCCGGCUGACUACGCAGAGCGGUGGACCUCAGGGACACAACUGGCUCCUUUGGAUGAACUGUUCUACAUAUCUAUAGGACUUGGUGUCGGUGGGUCCAAUGAUUUCCCGGAUGAGCCUGGCAAACCUUACAAGAACCACGAGAUCAAGGCAAUGCUCAAGUUCUGGGAGGCCAAGGAUAAAUGGCUGCCUACUUGGGAGGAUGCGAGUUUAAAAGUUGACUAUAUCAAAGUUUAUGCUAUAUGAAUUA
Messenger RNA from Plutella xylostella (diamondback moth), 1533 nucleotides. Its product is annotated as beta-1,3-glucan-binding protein. Gene Ontology annotation, biological process: carbohydrate metabolic process. The record is from RefSeq and is a predicted model, not a curated record. Gene Ontology annotation, molecular function: carbohydrate binding; hydrolase activity, hydrolyzing O-glycosyl compounds. Lineage: Eukaryota; Metazoa; Arthropoda; Insecta; Lepidoptera; Plutellidae.